AUGAAGUGGACGUCAGCCAUCCCCCUCGCCCUCCUCUCCGCCUUGUCCACAGCCUCCCCGCUCCCCCAAGAAGAGCCAGAAAGCUACGGCACACAGUCCGACCUGACCAUCUACAACCUUAAGAUUGAUGCGCCCUCCGUCCCAGACCUCCACAACAAGCUCCUCUCCAAAUCCACCGACCUAGUCGGCCUCUUCCCCAACGCCCCCGCCCUCGAAUUCUACCUGACGACCAGGCCCCAGGAGGCCACGACCCUCGCGACGUAUCCCAUCGGCAUCGUGCACGAGGCCCUCGUCCUCACCGGCACCAACAGCCUCUACGACCUCAAGACGACGCAGCCCGACCUCGUCGAGGUGACGCCCGGCACAACCUUUUCGGUCAACGAGUUCACGCUCGACGAGUCAUCGGGCCAGGUCUCGUGGAGGGGCGCCAAAGAGUCUGCGUGGGUUGCGUUUCCCAGCUCUGCGGAUCCGGAGGGAUUCGAGAUCAAGUGGAAGGAUCGUAUGUAUUCUCCCAGCUAUGCUUGCCACGGUGCGCCUGGAAGUCAUCACUAA
Verticillium alfalfae VaMs.102 is the source of this 552-nucleotide messenger RNA. RefSeq lists its product with no specific name. The transcript has 2 exons. Lineage: Eukaryota; Fungi; Ascomycota; Sordariomycetes; Glomerellales; Plectosphaerellaceae. Bases 1 to 552 code for a protein of 183 amino acids. The record is from RefSeq and is a predicted model, not a curated record.